UGAGGUCAGGUAGCGAGCUUGGCAGUGACGUGUAUUUCUCCACCGGGGGAGAAAAACGGCUCCAUGUGGAGUUGUCAUAAAUGAAUGCUAACGAGUGUAUCCCUUUUGAUGUUCUUUUUUGGUUUUUAAUGAUCGGAGCUGUUUGGGUGGUCUUAAACUGAGGGAUCCCCCGGGGCUGUGCGGUCCUGUGUGCUGCUGGAAGCUGAGACGUCCCACGUAAUCCUGUUGUGCUUGGGUUUGGUGGUUUGUUUUUUUUUUUUUCAGUCUAUUAAUAGAACCAAAUGCUGAAACGCUUAAAUGCUCCUCGUGAGCAACUGGGCUGCGUUUGAACUGAAAACAAAGGCUGCCUGCUGAGAUGAUUUCUUAUCUGGAAGAGCAGUCCCAGGUUUGCUGUAAACUGCCUACAGUAGCUAUAAUGACACCAGCCCUCAGAGAGGCAGCAACAAAAGGUCAUGGUAUCCACUUGUCACCUUCUUUGUCCUCUAGAGCUAUGGAGUCUGAUACAACUUUGUGCAUGGAAAAUUCCAGAGCGGUGGAAGAGAAGAUAAAAGAGGACUCCAUCGCACGGAUUACUUGCUCAGUCCUGGGGUUCCCCACUGCUGAGCCCAGCCUCAGGAAUAAUAUCUUCAGUGUGCAGCAUUUUGCUUCCCCACCAUCCUCCAAGCACUAUCAGUCUGUCUUGUUAAUGAGUACGAAUUCUGCGUUUAGCAGCAAAACCGGUAAGCAAAUGAAAUCGGGAGAGCCUGACUGCUCCAGGAUGAGAAAUGCAUUGCAUAAUGGCACCGACGCAUCUUUUGGUCAGAUCAGUCAUUCAGGACCUGAGGAACAGGUCAAAGGGGAAGCUUUUUCUGAGACCACAUCUCCAAAUUUGGCAGAAACGCAAAGACUUUUGGAUUCAAAUGUAACUGAAUCCGGCAACGCAGAAGAAAUGCGGCUCUUAAAUGAUAAGUGGUACAAGAAGAAUGGUUUUUUGGGUAGGGCUCUGGGAGUCUGCGCUGAAACAAUAAAAGGGGAUUUAUUACACCAAAUUCUUCACGGGCCUUCAGAAGGGAUUUUGAGCUGCACCCGGGAGGAGAUGUAUGCUCGCUUACUCCAGUGUGUCACUAAGCAACAAAUGGAGAUCAGCCGCGCCAAAAGAACUCAGAAACGUUUACAAAUGCUCCUGGCAAAGCAUGUUAUCAAACACUGUGAUCAGCAGCUGAAGUGCUUCGUAAAACAUCAGCUUCAAAGAAUGAAGGUUUUACACAAGCCAGGCAGGUUUUCGAGCAGUAGCUCCCUCAGGUGUGCGGAAGGUUGGCCAGAAAACACUGCAGCUACUUUGGAAAGUAGUUCGAGUGCGGAUGUACAGAAUGGAGUUUGUGUUGCACCGGGGGAAAUCCGGGGGUUUGCGCUUUCUGCUGGAGGGCUGCUGUCUCGUGUGGAAAAGGAUCUGGACUCCGAUGCAACGUGUAGCAGCUCAGAUGAAGACUAUGAUGAACAGACUGUAAGAACAGCUGUGGAAGCCAGCUAUACUUCUGAAUGGAAGUGGCUUGCAGACAGAGCUAGAAUUGGCAGCCGUUGGACAUGGCUUCAAGCCCAGAUUUCAGAACUAGAAUACAAAAUCCAGCAACUAACUGACCUUCACAGGCAGAUACGUGCCACCAAGGGGAUGGUGAUCUUAGAAGAAUUCCCAUUUCCAAAAGACAUUUUGAAGAAGCAAAUACAGUUGACAGACCAAGAAGCUUUAUUAAACGCCACAGGGAAUUCGCAAGCUGCCAUUGAGAGACAGGAUUCUUUGCCGGAGCAUGACUUUGAAAUGUCACCCAGCAGCCCUACCCUGCUUUUACGAAACAUAGAGAAACAGAGUGCACAACUGAGUGAAAUCAUCAGUAGCCUCAUUGCUCCGCUCAACCUGUCUCCAGCUUCUUCUCUCUCAUCCAAAACUUGCAGGCACAGACAGCUGGUCAAUGGCAUCUCCUUCAGGGCUUCAGACAACAGAGAAGUAUCCUCUUCAAGCAGCUGGUUGCUUGAUCAUCAGCACAUCAAGAAAAGAAGAAGAGACAGGACAAGACUAAGAUCUUUUUCUGUGACUAAUGUCAGCACAUCUGCCCGAACGAGGCCACUUCACAGUUUCCAGAAGAGAAAACUCUACAGAAUGCACAGUGCCUGUGACUGGAAUCAGCAGACUUCAUCUUUUAGAGAUACCUCCUUUCCAUACAGAACUCAGUUACCAUGUGUGGUGCCAACCUCAGCAUUGAGCAGUAGCGAGUACAGCCCGGAAUCUAAAAUGCUGGAUUACGUGCAAGAGCUGGACUCUUCCUUCCAUCCAGUCCUAUCAUUCCCUUCAGAUAUUCCUCUUCACAUAUACUUUGAAACAUUAUUAAGGAAGGAUGACGUCAAGGGAGAACCUGUUGAUGCCUCGUAUCCUGGAGUGGAGUUUAAAAUAGCUCCAGAAAAUGACUAUAACCAUCAUAAUGUUGCUCUCAAACGAUGGAACAAUAGCUGUUUAUCUAAUUCCAAAUCUCAAUCAGUGUCAGGAACAUCUGAGCAGCUGUCGGAAGGAAGAAAGAAAAGACAUCUAAGUGAGACAGCAGUGGGCGAACGUAAUGGUAGGUUUGAGACGUUCUCCUUUCAACAUGCAGAACCAGAAUCCCCUGGCAGUUUUGCAGCCGUGACCAAUAUCAAUGCGAUGUCUAGGCCCACUCACAGCACUUCAUCACAGCAUAACUCCAGGAGGAGGCUGAGAAGCGAGAGCUCCUAUGAUAUAGACAACAUUGUUAUUCCAAUGUCACUGGUGGCACCAUCAAAGUUGGAGAAACUGCAGUACAAAGAAAUCCUGACGCCAAGCUGGAGAGUUGUUGAAUUAGAGCCUUUGGAAAGAUCUCAUGUAAAUGAAGAAGAGGCAGAAGAUCUGUCAGAUGAAGUGUUUUCCUCACGUCAUACAAAGUAUGAAGAAAGAGAGCGAGCGAGGUGGUCGCUGUGGGAGCAGAGCCGCUGGCCCAGAAGGAAUAGCAGAUCUUACAGCAAAAAUGCUGACGGACGACACGGCCAAGAUGUGGUGCAGAAGGACCACCCCGGCAGCUCCUGUGCCUCGCUGCACUGCGCUGCUGAACCUGUUCCCGACCUGACUCCUGAAGCCCACGGCUCUGUUUGUUCAGGGAUUGCACAACUCCGCAGGGAGAGCCAGGAAGCAAAGUCUGGGCUGUGGGAACUUCGAGUUUUUCCACUAAAAGAUGAAGAGGUGGAAGCUUUACUGUGCCAAGAUCAAGUAACAAAUCAGACUGAAAUGUCAAGUGCAGCUUUCCCCAGUGACUCUCCCUGUGCUCCAUGUACACCCAUUGGUUUGCCAGACAAUGGCCUUCCACCACGAAAACAAUCUACAGAAGAGUCAGAAGACAGCGAAAAUGUUUGCCUGGGAACCAACAGUACAAGAAAGCAAAGGUGACAGGGAGUAAUGUGGUUCAUUAAGAAAGCCAAUUAAGGUGGAGAAAAGUGUAAGGUAAAAUCUCUCUUGUUCACACAGCAUAUGACAGCACAAUUCAAAACCUGUACGUUAGCUGCAUAUAAUAUAUUUUCUUUCUUGCUUUGUAACAGGCAGGAUAAUUCCCAAAGACAACACUUUCUUCUUCCUGAACCCCAAGAGAAAGUAAUUAUUUCAAGCUGGAAGUCUAAUAUUCCCAGUGUUGGGAGUGAGCACACAUAAAUUGCUGGCAGCAUUCACUGCUUUCUGUUGUCAUAUCGCCACAUUUGUUAGUGAUCAUCCUUUUUUGUCUUGUUUGUUCUCAAAUGCGUUUCUGGUUCCAGUCGAUUCUGGUGCGACAGGAUGCGCUGUCAACCUUAAACCAACAACUUCAACUGAACACAGAAAAACUACUUGACCAUAUAGUGGGAGGAACAAUAACCACUCAUUAUUUUCCUGUGUGGCAUGAACAUGUGGCAGAAAAUCCACCUCUCUUUAAGUGCAUGCGUGUAACCUGUGCGUAAGGGAAGGGCAGGUGAGAAGCAGCAGUUUGAAAGCAGGCGGUGUGGAAGCCUUGCCUUUAGCUUAAAAUCUGUACUCAGCUCUCAGUAGUGCCAGGGCAUGUUUUGUAUAGACAUCCUCAAGCAAUAAGAUAGAAAUAGACCACUGCAUUUCAAUAGUCCAUGUAUCUGCUACUCAGAAAGUAGGGUUCCUGUUUGUCGUAUGGCUAUAGGGAAUUGGAAGAGAAGAGGAGCUCUCUGAAUAUUGCAUUCUGUGGUCCUUCAGUAGCAAAGGAGGCUCAUAAUAUUUUGCUUUAAUAUGUUAAAGACAAAAAGUCUUGUAAUUUCUGUACAGUGCCUUGCAAGAGUCUCUAAGUAUGCCAACAUUUGGUGACUAGCUGAAAAGGAAGAGAUGGCUGAUGGCUAGAAGACCCGUAAGGAAAAAAGCCCAAAAGCUCUCCACUGUGAUGCUGGGUAGAGUUUUCAUUUCCCAGCGAGUUCACAGUGAGUAAAGAAAAGCAAGUUGUUUCAACUUGGAUCUAAAUAGAGUAGUUUGGGAUGUAUCUGCAGUCUCAAGAGGUAUUAACAAAGAUUAAGCAUUGAAUGUAGGUAUAAUUUACCAACAGGAAGUUCUUCUGUGUAGGACAGUUGAAGGCAAUAUUAUAGGAGUCUCUGUUUUUGUGCAAAAGUUUCUUCUGUGUGUAAAAGCUGGAGCUGAAUGGCACUGGACAGAUGACCCAGUUAUAGUGUCAAUUCUUUUGGUGUUUUGUUGUUUUUUUUUUUGUCAGAAUGACAGGAAAUAUACACUGGACAUCUGAAAACAGUUCAGUAAAGUUUCAACACUACAACCUAUUGCUACAUUGUAGUUUAUUGCACAUUCUGAUUAUUUUUUUAAACAUUUUUUUUUAACACUGGUUUGUCUUAAACUUGAAUCUUGCCUCAAUGUCUGAUACUAUAAUCUUUGAUGCAAGGUUGUUUUUUAAUUAAAAGUUAUUUCUAUAUAUAUAUAUACACAUAUAUA
Messenger RNA from Tympanuchus pallidicinctus (lesser prairie-chicken), 4960 nucleotides. It is a transcript of the gene KANSL1L, whose product is annotated as KAT8 regulatory NSL complex subunit 1 like. The coding region runs from base 356 to 3424 and encodes 1022 amino acids. The transcript is spliced from 15 exons. The record is from RefSeq and is a predicted model, not a curated record. NCBI's taxonomy places the organism in Eukaryota, Metazoa, Chordata, Aves, Galliformes, Phasianidae. Gene Ontology annotation, molecular function: histone acetyltransferase binding. Gene Ontology annotation, cellular component: NSL complex.